Sugiyamaella lignohabitans is the source of this 1263-nucleotide messenger RNA. RefSeq lists its product as uncharacterized. The coding region runs from base 1 to 1263 and encodes 420 amino acids. Gene Ontology annotation, cellular component: cytosol. The transcript has a single exon. The record is from RefSeq and is a predicted model, not a curated record. NCBI's taxonomy places the organism in Eukaryota, Fungi, Ascomycota, Dipodascomycetes, Dipodascales, Trichomonascaceae. Gene Ontology annotation, biological process: regulation of intracellular signal transduction; cellular response to L-arginine.
AUGAAUAUUCAAGUUGAACUAUUUGAUACGUCGCUUAGCUUGAUAUCCAUUCCACUUGCAUGCUAUCCCCAGUUUUGCCAAGGAAUUCUGAGAUUAGCACUUGGAACUUGGAAAGCUGAGUUGAGAAAGCAAAAGGAACGGGAUGAUGAGCUUAGGAAUGGAAGUGGUAGCUGGACCGGUCUUCAGAAUGAUGGCUUUAGCACUCCUCCGAGCCCAUCAGUAUCAGAGAGUAACGCACAAAAACGGCUGUCCCUGCAUCACGUUGAGGAUAAUUCAAAUGUUUCCACGCCAAUAUCGAGCUUACCGCCAAGUCAAGAUAUCGAGGAGCUCUGCGACCUCCUAGAGGACUUUAUAAAUAUAUCAUUUACGCCUAUUGAGUGCUCUGUCAUUUGUCCAACUCAACUAGUAAAGCUUUUAUUUGGGGAUACUUUAUCAAGUGUCGGUAAACCUUUGAAUGUGCAAGUUAUCAAGGAUGAGUAUGUUGCCAUUAAAGUGGACUGCGAUGGACAGGACACGGGAUCAAGCGUAUUGACUAUUAGUUAUCCACUAUCAUCUGCAGGGAUCCCGAUAUUUUUUAUCGCUACUUAUUUCUCAGACUAUGUACUGGUGCCGGUUCGUGAAAGGCAUCGAGUAAUAAAGACGCUGGAAUCUCAGAAUUUUAUAUUCUCUGAUAUUUCUAAUUCGUACAUUUCAAUAUCCGACGAGAGUUCUCCAGCAUUAAAAGCAUAUGGAGAAAACACGACAGUUGACAGUAGCUCUGAAGACUCGAAAAAUUCUCUAAAGGAGAAGACUUUAGAGCUAUUCCAGACCUAUAAUGUAGCUCCAUUAGUGGAUGCAUCUACAAAAUUACUGUUGACAGGUGCGCGUGCUGGUGUACUUGCAAAGGGAAAUAGAGAAAGUAACGACGUCUAUUUAUCCAUUGUGAGAAUUUUGCUAUCUCCACCGAAUUUCUUUUCCCUGACUAUUAUUUCAGGAUCCGAAAUAUCAUUUUUGGUUGAUAGUGAUACAGCUUCACUCUUUCCUUCACAUUUACUCCUUGGUUCACCCACGGAUUUUGUACAGCCUGUUUCAUUUGACUUGCGCAAGUUGCCAGAGGAUUCUACUGGUAUUGUUUCUGGUCUGGCAAGCAUAUUUUCUGAUUCUGCGCAAGAGACGGAAAUGGUUCACAUAAGAUAUUUGUCUACCGCGUUAACAAGUGUCGUGCUUGUGAGUGAAGAUGAUUUUGAGAAUGCUCAAAAAUCGCUCGAGAGAGCCAAUCCAUAA